Actinia tenebrosa (Australian red waratah sea anemone) is the source of this 948-nucleotide messenger RNA. Its product is annotated as cuticlin-6-like. NCBI's taxonomy places the organism in Eukaryota, Metazoa, Cnidaria, Anthozoa, Actiniaria, Actiniidae. The record is from RefSeq and is a predicted model, not a curated record.
UAUUCAGAUCAGUACAGAACGAUCCGAAGAAAACAGAAGAAAACUUUAGCUGUGAAGUAUUGCACCUUAUUGCUCGAAGUAUCCUCAAGUGUGACUGAAUACUGCUUGAAUCAUGGUCAGACUGUUUGUUGCGUUCAUUGCGUUGUGCCUCAUCAACGAUGCCUUUCCAGCACCGGCCAAACACGAAGAUCUUUGCUCUGCUGGAAUGGACAUUGCAUUCAUACUGGAUGCUAGACUUAGCUCAUCUACUUGGAAAAAGACGUUACGUAUGUCUAAGAAGAUUGUGGAUGAAUUUGGUGCAUCUGAAGACGGUAAUCAUUUUGCUGUCAUGACCUUCAACACCGAACCACAAAUUGAUAUGAAAUUCAACAAAUACAACGGAUCAGAUCUCAGCCGUGAAAAGAUCAAUGGUGACAUCGAUGGUUUAAAAAGAAAAACAGGCUAUAAGUUUAUUGAUAGAGCACUUCUUGCAGCAGAGAAAGAAGUGUUUACUGUUGAGGCUGGUAUGAGACAGAAAGCCAGGAAGGUUGCCGUUGUCAUAACAGAUGGCAUACAAACAAAGAACAGAGGUCAGUUUUUGAAUCUAUACGAAGCUUCCAAUGGCCUGAAAUCGAAAGAUGUCGAAAUUUACUCAAUAGGAGUGGGUGAGGACAUUGAUGUGCUGGGGUUGCUGGACAUGGCCAGCUCAGAAGACAAAGUAAUAACUAGUGGAUGGUAUAUUUUAAGUGAGUUUGGGGAAUUCAAAAACUCAUUUUGUUAUCCAAUUCAGUAGGCCGUUUCCAUGGUGGCCUCAUCUUACUACCACUACCAAAAUGCUUCGCGAAUUUUCUUUCUCAUUCAAACUCUUAUUUCCUCAUGAGAAUCAUAGGAAAUUAACGAAAGUGAGUGCUAAUGAUAGUUUUACUAUCACUAUCACUAUCACUAUCACUAUCACUAUCACUAUCACUA